AUGAAGAGCAGCUCAUUAGUAUUAUUUGUUUGUGCUGGUCUACUGCUUAGUGGCGGUGCUAUUCUCGGCGGUUCAGCGACGUGGAGUCUCAUGCGUAUCUCUUACUACUUCUGGACCACUGAUCUUGGAGUCGAGUUGGGCUCCAGUGUACUGUUUAUCGCCGGAGCUCUGUUAUGUCUUCCCACGUGUUGGCUGUGCACGCUCGUGCCGUACCAUCCUAGGUCCAUUUCGCUUUUGGCAAGCUUGAUGAUACUCGUGACGUCGGGUCUGAUGUUGCUGUCCAUAGGGAUUUCUUCUAUCAUGGGUCUAUCCCGUGCUGUUAGAGAGCAGCACACCUUAAACACUACAAUGUUGAGGACAAUGGCGUUUGAACCAGUUGACAUAGCUGUUAAAAGUGCGUUUGCUUCGAUGCAAUUAGAGUUAAAAUGCUGCGGUGUCAAUUCUCAUGCUGACUGGUAUCUUCAUCGCAAUACACUGCCCCUCGCAUGCUGUGGGCGUGUUGGGAUAGGAAAGAACACCGAUCAUUGUGAAAUACCAUUAUACAAUCGUGGAUGUUUAAGACCAGCGCGGGCUGAACUCCGCAUGUACGCCAACUCUCUCGCCGUGCUAGCUUGCGCGAUUAUUUUGGUUAAGGCGGUAGCGUUGUUCGCGACUGUGUAUACUAUGGUUACGGGUGUAACGGAGCGAAGCGUGGGUGUUAAGCAGCAGCCGCUUCGCAUCGCCUACCUCCCAGCCCCCCCGAUAGUACCACUCGCCCCACCAGCCCCUUAA
Messenger RNA from Danaus chrysippus (African queen), 771 nucleotides. NCBI's taxonomy places the organism in Eukaryota, Metazoa, Arthropoda, Insecta, Lepidoptera, Nymphalidae. The record is from the annotation of a GenBank genome assembly.